UAAGGAGAUUGUGGGCCUGAGGAGAAUGAGUGGGUUUGGAUCCGGCGAAAGGCACUUGCAAAGACAGCUAGGCCUAUGCGCCACCCUUAGAGGAAGGACCCCAGAGAGCAGGACGCGCCGGAAGCUGGCGAGUUGAACGACGACGGAGAUGGCGGCUGUGUAACUAACUCGCAGGUGUCACUUCUCAAAGCUGCAUAAGGAUGACUUCCUUGAAAGUGCCAGUCAUUGAUGUCCAGAAUGAUAAUUUCAAGGAGCUUUGGCCAUCCAUGCUCUUGGCCAUCAAAACAUCUAGCUUUAUAGCUAUUGACACGGAGCUUAGUGGGCUUGGAACAAGGAAGAGUUUGUUGAAUCAGUGUAUUGAAGAACGAUACAAAUCUGUUUGCAGUGCUGCCAGAACACGCUCCAUUUUGUCUCUAGGAAUUGCUUGUUUCAAACAUCUUCCUGAUAAGUCAGAGAACACGUACCUCUCCCAGAUCUACAACCUGACCCUGCUCUGUAUGGAGGAUUAUAUCAUUGAACCACAGUCAGUUCAGUUCCUGGUGCAACAUGGCUUUGACUUCAACAAGCAGUAUUCUCAGGGCAUUCCUUAUCACAGAGGCAAUGACAAGGGAAAUGAAAACCACAGCCAGACUGUCCGUACUUUUUUCCUGGAACUGAUCCGAGCCAGGAAGCCCCUCAUUCUGCACAAUGGCCUAAUUGAUUUGGUUUUCCUGUACCAGUGCUUUUAUGCUCACCUUCCUGACAAUUUGGGCACCUUCACUGCUGAUCUUUCAGAGAUGUUCCCAGCUGGCAUCUAUGACACCAAGUAUGCUUCCGAGUUUGAGGCACGUUUUGUGGCUUCAUACCUAGAGUAUGCCUACAAGAAAUGCAAGCGAGAGAACUACAGGUUGAAGAAUUCAGAAAAGCAGCACCUCAGCAUAGAGUUCUGCAACUACCCAGACAGCAUAGCUUCCUACAUCGAUUAUCGCUUCUGUUCCCUGUCAGAUGCCAGCCAAUCUGGGCUUGACCCUGCAAACAAAGUCACCAUCUGUCAGACAUUUUCUGCCUAUGGCUGGUGCCCAGAUGGACUGAAGUGUUCACAGUCUCACAACAUUGACCUAAUAAUUAAUGAAGAUGAGAACCACAGAGAGGACAAGCGGAAGAAAAGGAAGCAGAAGUGGAAGCAUCGAAAGAAUUUUGUAGAACCCUCAAAGGAACCUGCAUCGAGAAGCCCUGAGAAGGAUGUAGAGGCAGCUUGCAAUAUGGAGGACGGUCCCCCAUCCAAGCAGUCCUGUUUAAACAACGUGGUUGCUCCUGCUGUAGAUUCUGCAGGCACAGAAACUGUAUCCAGUAAUGAGGAGAGUUCUAUGGAUGUGGAACGAGACCUAGGCUCUGACACGGCAACUGAUACCAAGAUGGAUGAGGAACAAGCCAGUGCCACAGACAAUGAGGGCAUCACUUUAUCACCAUCCAAAGAUGGGUCACAACAAAGGGCAGCAGGGACUGAAGGAUCAGGACCAAAAGUCCAGAUAGAGUGUGCUUCCGUAGUAACGGCUUUUUCUGGCACCCAGAACCCAGUGGCACCAGUGCCUGGCUGUUCAGAGGGUGGUAUUCACCGGGCUGGCUUUGAUGCCUUCAUGACAGGUUACAUUAUUGCCUACGUCCAUAUGCUCAAAAAUGAUGAACACAAAGACUCAAGUGAAGGGCCUUGGUUGCCGGACUGCCAUAACAAAGUGUACCUCAGUGGGAAGUCUGUCCCCCUUCAGAUAGUGAAAAGUUUGUUUUCUAAAUCGUCCAAAGCUCACAGCCAGAAGAUGAAAUUGGCUUGGGCUAGUAAGUAGAGCUGGGAACCUUCCUACUUGGGACUUUACAUAAGAGCUGUUGAAAACAGCAGCAGCUUCUACCCACAGUCCUCAAACAAAAGCAGCAGACUGUGACUUUAUUUUUAAACAUCUGCACAAUUAAAUUACUCUGUACAGUA
This is a messenger RNA of Lacerta agilis (Sand lizard), 1960 nucleotides long. It is a transcript of the gene TOE1, whose product is annotated as target of EGR1, exonuclease. The transcript is spliced from 8 exons. Lineage: Eukaryota; Metazoa; Chordata; Lepidosauria; Squamata; Lacertidae. Gene Ontology annotation, cellular component: cytoplasm; Cajal body. Bases 201 to 1820 code for a protein of 539 amino acids. Gene Ontology annotation, molecular function: metal ion binding; snRNA binding; 3'-5'-RNA exonuclease activity. Gene Ontology annotation, biological process: snRNA 3'-end processing. The record is from RefSeq and is a predicted model, not a curated record.